Messenger RNA from Pygocentrus nattereri (red-bellied piranha), 3617 nucleotides. It is a transcript of the gene slc2a10, whose product is annotated as solute carrier family 2 member 10. Bases 749 to 2284 code for a protein of 511 amino acids. The transcript has 5 exons. Gene Ontology annotation, biological process: transmembrane transport. Gene Ontology annotation, molecular function: transmembrane transporter activity. Lineage: Eukaryota; Metazoa; Chordata; Actinopteri; Characiformes; Serrasalmidae. The record is from RefSeq and is a predicted model, not a curated record. Gene Ontology annotation, cellular component: membrane.
UGCCACGUAGUUGAAACUUCCUUGUCGGGUCGCAGACCCCAUCAGAGGAGAGACAAAGGCCAGAAACAAUCGCGGACGUCUUUGAAGGAAGCAACAUAAAACAGUGGUAAUUACUGGUUACAAUUUGACAUCAAGUCUCAUUUUUCUGCGGCAGAUGAGAAAUGCAGGGUGCAGUUUUCUUCCAGAAACUUUUUGGAUGCUCGGCCUGGAGGCGUUCCAGCUUGAUGAUGAAACACGACCAGGUUCACGAUCAGGGCAGCUUCCAGAGCAGCUUCCAGAGCACUUCAGCUUUCCAUUCCAGCACAAUAUACCCCCACUGAUUUCUUUUACAACAGACCAGACCACCCAACCCAGACAGCUAAAUCUAUUUCUGGUUAAAAAGUUAUGCACAGUUUGUAAGCAGUAGGGUUGAUAUGGGAGCGAGCUGCGCCUGCUGAGGGCUAUUUAUGGAUAAUUAGGACGUAGACAGGCAACCUCGAGUAGGCUCAUCACAAACGAGGAGCAUCAACAAGGUGGUUGCCAUGGUUACGCGGUUGCAGUGACGACCCUCCGGGCUGAAGGGGCUUCAGAGCAGUUUGGGGGUAUACUCUGCACACGUACACAAGAUAUAUUAACAAGACGUUUCAUUUUUGUUAGCUGGGUCCUGCAGUACCUUCUACUGUUUUGUUUUGCUUAGCAGGCCUGCUGAGAAGAAGCCUGUUGCAUAUUAGUGAACCAUGAUGCAGCUUUGAAGAUCCUCAAAGAAAAAAUGGGCUGCCCUGUUCUGGUCCUUCCCACUGCAGUGUCCACUCUUGGCGGCCUGGUAUUUGGCUAUGAGCUUGGGAUAAUCUCUGGUGCCUUGAUGCAGCUCCAAGCCCAGUUCCAUCUGAGCUGUGUCCAGCAGGAGACCGUGGUCAGCGCUCUUCUCAUUGGGGCUGUCUUUGCUUCUUUGAUCGGUGGUUGGCUGAUCGACCACCAUGGCAGGAGGACUUCCAUCCUGCUCAGCAAUCUUCUCAUUCUUGGAGGCAGCCUGAUCCUUAGCUGUAGCAGCUCCUUCCUGAUGCUAGUCGUUGGCCGGCUCUUGGUGGGCUUCGCCAUAUCCAUAUCUUCGAUAUCCUGCUGCAUCUUUGUGUCUGAGAUGGUUCCCUCAUAUCGCAGGGGUCUGAUGGUCACUCUGUAUGAAGCUGGCAUCACUGUUGGGAUCUUGCUGGCUUAUGCGGUCAACUAUAUGCUCUCUGGUGCCCAGGGUGGAUGGAGAUACAUGUUUGGGUUUGCCAUUGCGCCAUGCCUUGUGCAGCUAGCCUCUGUUUGGGUUCUACCAUCACAGCAUGAGAGCAUGGUUCAACUUAUACAAGAGAGUCAAAGCUGCAGUGAUGGUGCUGAAGAAGGGACUUCAAGCCAAGAGUUAACAGAGAAAAAGCGAUACACCAUCCUGCAUCUCUUUCAGCAAGAAGAUAACAUGCGCACAAGGACGAUAAUUGGUCUCGGACUCGUGCUCUUCCAGCAGUUCACAGGUCAGCCGAACGUGCUCUUCUACGCCUCCACCAUCUUCCGCUCUGUGGGAUUCAGGGAUUAUGCCUCGGCUGUGCUGGCCUCAGUCGGCCUUGGGAUUGUUAAAGUCAUUUCGACCUCAGUGGCGAUGCUCUGUGCAGACAAGGCCGGCCGGAGGCUGCUUCUGAUCAGUGGCUGCUCGGUGAUGGCUGUAGGUUUGAUAUUUAUUGGAUUCUUGAGCAGGAAUUCUCUGUUUGACACAAGACACUGUAGCUCUGAGAUGCACCCAAAUGACACCAUACUAUCUGAAAACCUCACUGAACUGUUGAAGAUUACAAAUGGUACCAUUGAUGCUGGACGUUCAGAUGCGCCUGCAGCUCCUUGUGCUGCGGGGAAUUUCAACUGGCUCAUUUUGAUCUGCAUGAUGUCAGUCGUCAGCGCCUUUUCUGUUGGGUUUGGGCCAAUGACUUGGCUGGUCCUGAGUGAAAUAUUCCCAGCAGACGUGAGGGGACGAGCCUUUGCGUUCACCAACUGCUUCAACUGGGUGGCCAACCUGAUAGUAACCUUCUCUUUUUUGAGCGUAAUAGAUAUGAUCGGCCUUUCUGGAGUGUUCUUUAUUUAUGGAGUGGUUGCAGUGGCGGCUGUUGUUUUCAUCUAUUUUCUGCUACCAGAAACUAAAGGCAAAUCUCUCCACGACAUCGACAAGGAGCUCUGUGAAAGACGAUUUCCUCACAGAGAGGACUUUUGCAGAAUCUUCAGAAGGCACCGCUCACCUGGCUAUCAAAGAGUGUCUUGGGGAAAUUCAUCAGGAUGAUAUUCAAAAAUUGUUCACAUCGGUGUGGCCACUUAAUCCACCAGCGAAGAUCUGGACCUUUACUGUAACAGUAAUAAAUCACUUUUUUAACAUUGCUUUAUUUAGGAAAUUAGCUCUGCACCAUGUUAUUUAUUGCAUCUGCACAAAGUAUUAAAGAAAAUGUCAAGUAAUUCCUGCAUAUUGCAUUCCAAGAGGCCGGGCUUAGACUGGCUCCUGUAACGCGCAGCUUCUGAAAUGGUUUUCAGCACUGCUGGAUUGAUUAGCUUUGGUGGGAUGGUGUUUAUCUUUGAUACAUGAUAAAAAGCCUUCUCUAAAACAAUAAAAAUAAAUCAGAUCCACUCUUGUAGAGCUAUGCUUUCACUCCAGCAGGUCCAAGCCAGUGGCAUUCAGCUCAUGCGCAGACACAAUCUGCGUUGGGUUAACCUUAUAUUUUAAGCUUAAAACCAAAACAGUGUGGUUUUGAAACAUCCUUGCUUGAAAAAAACUAUUUAGGGUUUCUUUUGGUUUUGUAAUGUGUUUUGGCUUUUUAAAUGGGUUGAUAUCACAAUGAAUAGGAUCCUCAUGGAUCCUGGUUUAACAGGUUACCAAUAUCUUAUUCGAGAUGCAUCUAGAGGAAACUGUUGGUCUCUAUUGGAAACCACGCAGCCAACUCCCAUUAGAAAGUAAACCACUAUGUUUAAUUAGAAUGGCUUCUAAUGGCCCCUUUUUAGCAGGAUAGACAUUAACUGUGUAAAUAUAAAACUACAGCUUAUGCGGCCUGGAUAAGCUAAUAGGUUAUAUACAUAGGUACGUAUUUCUGUGGUUACGUAGACACCCCAUAAACGGACAGGAGUACAGUGGUCUGCGGAACAAAGUGGAAAUCACUUGUAUAUUCGGAAUGACAUCCCUUCCUGAACAUCAGUGACGUUAUAAGUGAGGAGACCUGCCACUCGUUGAAAUAUGAAUUGGAACGGUCAAUUUUCCUAUUAGGACUUUGUUUAUGUGGCACAGUCGCACUGUCCUACUGCGCAUGCGUUCAACUGGCCUGAAACUGCGGCUCUGCAAUCGUUUCUCACACUCCCAGCCGUCCGGAAAGACAGAAAAUGAUGUACACUUGCGAUAAAUAAAACACGUUUAUUUACACAAAUAUCCUGAAAUACUACUCAUCUACAUUAGGACAUACACAUAUGUACAACCAUGUUUGAGACUCAUAUUUUAAUUUUCUGAAGGACGCAUGUUCUACCAGGUCGAAACAGCUCGCGAUGAGGAAAUGCAUUUACAUAUACUCAUAUUAGGGAUGUACAUCAGUAUCGGAAUAAACAAAUAUCCAUGAUGAGUUUUCAUGUUCACUGUG